Molecule: messenger RNA, 1620 nt
Organism: Mugil cephalus (flathead mullet)
Lineage: Eukaryota; Metazoa; Chordata; Actinopteri; Mugiliformes; Mugilidae
Product: ceroid-lipofuscinosis neuronal protein 6 homolog
Exons: 8
Coding region: 94-1050 (318 amino acids)
Source: RefSeq, a predicted model, not a curated record
CAUCACAUUCAAGUCAGGAGGGAUGCUAGGAAAAUAGUUCCGAUUUUCUGUGAGGGGUUUUGGAGGCUUUCAGUGUGUGUCCAUGUUAUCGGCAUGAAGUUUCUGUGGAAAAGGAAGAUGCAGCCCUCCAGUCGAAUGAGAGAGAACUCAACUCUGCAUGCAGCUGCUUUCAUGUCCAGCCAUUCGUCGGGUUCCGCACAGACAGAGGUGUUUUGUCCGAAGCCUCGGUUCCACUUGGACCUUUGGCUUUGCUUCACUGUCCAGAACUGGAUCCUCCAUGUGGGCCUGAAUGUUGUCAUGCUCCUCCUUCCUGCAGACUGGUUUCCCCUGAGGAAUCCUGGUGUUGUAGAAUACCUACAGUUUCUGUACAACCUCACUACUCCGUUGAUGCUUCUCAAAAUACUCGAACGCAGACCCAGGAUGCUACCCCGCCUCGCCAUCCAUCUCGGCAUAAUCUCCGUUGUUAUGGGAACCAGCCUGCACAUGGUGACCAAUUCCAUCACGCGACGGCUCCUGCUGACUGGCUACCAGCUUCACCUGUCCGUCAGUGAGAACCCAGUUAUGAAAAACCUAAAACCACCAUUGCUGGCUGAUGUCUUUGAGCUCCUGUUUUACUAUGACAGCACCCUUGGUCAUCUGAUGUGGUACGUUCCCCUCUUUCUAGUACUCAUGCUCUACUUCAGCGGUUGUUUCUGUCACAGGAAGCAGAAGAUGCAGGAGGAGAAGAUGCCAACAGCGGCAUGGGUUCUGCUUAUUCCAAAUGCUGUCUAUUACUGGUAUAUGAUCACUGAGGGACAGACCUUCUUCCUCUUCAUCUUCACCUUUUUCGCCAUGACCGCCACAGUGAUGCACCAAAAGGGGAAGGGCCUGAUCCCUGACAGUAACGGCUGUUUUAUGCUCUACAGUUUCUCUGCAGCUCUGUGCCUGGUACUAAUCUGGGGGGCCUGCCUAUGGAACAACAGCAUCUUGAAAAAGAGAAUCUCUGGUCUGAUCUAUGUUCCACAGCCGGGUAUGGUCUACAGACUCUACUUCUGCCAGAACAACAACUAAAAGUUCACAGUGAGGCAUUCAGUGUACCACUAAUGAUGCACAUGGAACCAGAUGAGGACAUUCUCGAGUUUUCUAGGGAACGGCAGUCCUCACAUCCACCUACUGUGUACUGUGUACUGCGGAGAGUAUUCUCACACCAUGUGUCACUGUGUGUUAUGGAAACUGCUCAGUAGCAGACAGAAAGGCUUUGCAGCAUGACAUUAAGUCCCCACACAUGAUCAGUGGCUGUAUUUCGUGUAAUCAAGGACAUUUACAACAGAAGGUAACAUAAAAAACUCUUCAGAACCCAUGAAAGGCUUACCCAACUUCACUCAGGGCAAAGGCAGUACAACAUCAGGUCCAGGGUGCAUAGGCUCAGGAAUAGCUUCAGUGUAAUAUCUGAAUAUUGACACAUCUCUAUUAAUAUUUUGUACUGAUUUAGUACUGUUAGCGUUAUUAUUUAUUCACUUUCUUCUUCUUCUUUUUUUUUUUUUACUGUUGCCUGAUUGCACCUCAGUACUUAAGUUUUGUUCUCCUUUCUGUACCUCAUGUUUUGGAAGGGUAAUAAAAAAAAUCUUUGAAUCAAAGGGG